Molecule: messenger RNA, 411 nt
Organism: Pocillopora meandrina
Lineage: Eukaryota; Metazoa; Cnidaria; Anthozoa; Scleractinia; Pocilloporidae
Source: the annotation of a GenBank genome assembly
AUGGAGGAACAUCUUCGAAACCUUGCCGAUUCGUUGGGCGAGUGCUCAAGACUCGUGUCACAAGUGUUAGCAAGCUCUAGUUCAAGCUCAAAUACGAAAGUUCCGGACUCAGUCACUCAAGUCGUGUCUGAAAAUAACUUAAGUUCAACUAACAAUGUUGCUAGUGCCGUCGAGCGAGCUCGAUCCAUGUUGCAAAGAAGUCGAAGUACAGGAUUGUGUUCUCGCUUGAGCCAACGGGAGCGACUUCGAUCAGCAUCACCGUCCGUUCCUACCAGUAACAGAGGAAAGAAACAAAAAACAACUCCAGAACAAUCUAAACCGUUUGAAUUUGCUCUUAUGCACGUGGGGGAUGACGACGAAGAAGAAAGUUUGUCAAUUAACCACGAUAAUAUUUUGUUAAGAGGAUGUUAA